Molecule: messenger RNA, 5787 nt
Organism: Gadus morhua (Atlantic cod)
Lineage: Eukaryota; Metazoa; Chordata; Actinopteri; Gadiformes; Gadidae
Product: transducin-like enhancer protein 4
Biological process (GO): regulation of DNA-templated transcription; negative regulation of canonical Wnt signaling pathway
Cellular component (GO): nucleus; transcription regulator complex
Molecular function (GO): transcription corepressor activity; protein binding
Source: RefSeq, a predicted model, not a curated record
AUGGUCGAGCACUACAGUCAGUGAGGUUCACGGCGCUGGUGGGAUAUUAUUGACUAUCGAAGACUAUCGGAAAUAUCUGUUUAUAUUCACCUGACGACAGGACGCCAUGGAAUUGCUCGCGCGCGGACAAAUAGGUUUUUACUUGCCGAACGAAUUAUAAGAAAAGCAAAUAAUGCGCUUUAGGACUAUUUAAAGGUCUGAUUAGUUGUUGUUGUUAUUUGUUAUUGUCACGUAUGUCUCCCUAAUUCGCAGGAAGUAAGUGGAAUGCAAUUAUAAUUAUUGGCUCGAGACGAUCCGUGCAUUUGGUAUGUCAUGAAUGAACUUUAUUAGGUUGAUUAGAAUGACGUCAAAUCAAAGAUUGACGCUCGUUCCUGAAAUCAAAGAGCGGUCCUAGUACGUAGGCUGCUGGUCGCAUACUGAAACCUCGUCACGCACGGAAAAAAAAAAAGACCGACGUGCUUCAUCUAUCUUUAAUUUUAUUUAUUUUUUUGCUGUGGAGGAACUUUCUCGCUUAUUCCGAUGAUUCGAGAUCUGAGCAAGAUGUACCCCCCGGCACGGCACCCGAUCCCCCACCAGCCUGGGCAGCCAUUCAAGUUCACCAUAACAGAGUCCUGCGAUCGCAUCAAAGACGAGUUCCAGUUCCUCCAAGCUCAGUAUCACAGUCUGAAAUUGGAGUGUGAGAAACUGGCCACGGAUAAGACAGAGAUGCAAAGGCACUACGUCAUGUAUUACGAGAUGUCCUACGGACUCAACAUCGAGAUGCACAAGCAGGCGGAGAUCGUCAAGAGGCUGAAUGCCAUCUGCGCUCAGGUCAUCCCGUUCCUCUCUCAGGAGCACCAGCAGCAGGUGGUCCAGGCUGUGGAGAGGGCCAAGCAGGUCACCAUGGCUGAGCUCAACGCCAUCAUUGGAGUGGGUAUUUUUACACGUACAUCACACCAACAGCUCCAGGCCCAGCAGCUGUCCCACAGCCAUGCUCUGCCCGUCCCACUCACGCCUCAUCCCGCAGGCCUCCCGCCGGGCCUGGGCCCCGGCGCGGGCCCCGCCAGCCUCCUGGCCCUCACCUCCGCCCUGGGUCACCAACUGCCCCUGAAGGACGAGAGGAAGCACCUGGACAGCAGCGCAGAGCACCAGAAAGAUAGAGACUCAGUCAAGAGCUCGUCGGUGUCUCCGUCUGCCAGUUUCCGCACGGGGGAGAAACACCGGAGCGCCAGCGACUAUUCCUCCGACAGCAAGAAGCAGAAGACGGACGACAAGGACCUGCCCUCGUCACGCUACGACAGCGACGGCGAAAAGAGUGACGACAACUUGGUCGUGGACGUCUCCAACGAGGACCCGGCCUCCCCCAGAGCCAGCCCCGCCCCCUCCCCUCGGGAGAACGGAUUGGACAAGAGCCGCCUGUUGAAGAAGGACCCGCCCCUCAGCCCGUCCUCGCUGGCCUCGUCCAGUAGCACGCCUUCCUCCAAGUCCAAAGAGCCAAUCAGCCUGAACGAGAAGUCCAGCACGCCGGCGUCCAAGUCCAGCACCCCCACGCCCCGGUCGGACGCCCCCACCCCCAGCACCGCCUCCACCCCGGGCCUGAGGCUGCCCCCCGGGAAACCCCCGGGCAUCGAGACCCUCAUCCCCGGCCUGCGGACCCCGCUGGCGCUGCCCUGCCCCUACCCGGGCCCCUUCGGCAUGGUGCCCCACCCGGGGCUGAACGGGGAGCUGGGCAGUCCGGGGGCCGCCUACGCCGGCCUGCCCACCAUCUCGCCCCAGAUGAGCGCCGUGGCGGCGGCGGCCGUUGCGGCCUACGGACGCACACAAGUGGUGGGAUUUGAUCCUCAUCACCAUAUCCGUGUCCCGGGUCUCCCUCCCAACCUGUCUGGCAUUCCGGGCGGAAAACCAGCCUACUCGUUCCACGUGAGCGCCGACGGCCAGAUGCAGCCGGUGCCGUUCCCCCCGGACGCGCUGAUCGGCCCCGGGAUCCCCCGCCACGCGCGGCAGAUCAACACGCUGAACCACGGCGACGUGGUCUGCGCCGUGACCAUCAGCAACCCCACGCGCCACGUCUACACCGGGGGCAAGGGCUGCGUCAAGGUGUGGGACGUCAGCCAGCCGGGCAACAAGACCCCCGUGUCCCAGCUAGACUGCCUGAACAGAGACAAUUACAUCCGCUCCUGCCGGCUACUUCCUGACGGGCGAACGCUGAUCGUCGGGGGCGAGGCCAGCACCCUGUCAAUCUGGGACCUGGCCACGCCUACUCCCAGGAUCAAGGCGGAGCUAACGUCGUCGGCGCCCGCGUGCUACGCCCUGGCCAUCAGCCCCGACUCCAAGGUCUGCUUCUCCUGCUGCUCUGACGGCAACAUCGCCGUCUGGGACCUCCACAACCAGAUCCUGGUUAGGCAGUUCCAGGGCCACACAGACGGGGCCAGCUGUAUCGACAUCUCCAACGACGGCACCAAGCUGUGGACCGGGGGCCUGGACAACACGGUCCGGUCCUGGGACCUGAGGGAGGGCCGGCAGCUCCAGCAGCACGACUUCACCUCACAGAUCUUCUCUCUGGGCUACUGUCCCACGGGGGAGUGGCUGGCGGUGGGCAUGGAGAACAGCAACGUGGAGGUCCUCCACGUCACCAAGCCUGACAAGUACCAGCUGCACCUCCACGAGAGCUGCGUGCUCUCCCUUCGCUUCGCCCACUGCGGGAAAUGGUUUGUUAGCACAGGAAAGGACAACCUGCUGAACGCCUGGAGAACCCCAUACGGAGCCAGCAUAUUCCAGUCGAAGGAGUCGUCGUCCGUGCUGAGUUGUGACAUCUCUGCAGACGAUAAGUACAUAGUGACGGGGUCCGGGGACAAGAAAGCCACGGUGUACGAAGUCAUCUACUAGGACUGGCCUGGGAUCACCGUCUCUUAUGUAUAUUUCUUAUUUUGUAUAAAAACAAAACAAAAAAAUGAUUUGUACGCAAAACACCAAACCGUUUGACUAUCGUCGUCGACCGUGACCCCUUGACCUCUCGACUGAACAGCCAGGGCCGAUCACUUGGAAUAUUUUGUAUGUUUUUUUGAUUUUUGUUGUGAUGAAGAUGAGUGAGUCCGUCUGGACAGGAAACCGAGGAGCAAGGUGAACGACCUGGAGAGCCAUGGCUGGCUUGUGUUCCUUGAGAAAAAAAGCUACCUACUGUAUGUACAUUUGCGAAUUAUUGAUCUCUUUGUGUGAUUUGUGACAUCAGACUUUUUUCAGUAUUGGGGCCAAGGUUGCUUUUUGAAAUUCUUUUUUUUUCCUUCUUGCCUUUGCAUAAUACCUCACAGUGUUGGUCAACAGCUUUCUCAUAUUUGGUGGCGUUUAAUUUAAUUGAUUCAAGUGUAUAUUUAUCUAUUUAACACACUGGAAGAACAUCAUAUUGAAAACAACUGUGGAUAAUAAUUUCUCUAAUUUGGUGAAAUCUGCUUUUUUUGCAAUUUGACACAAAACAAUGUUUAAGACUUAAAAGUAAAGGAAAAUACCACGCAGAGCAAAUAAUGGUCUGAUAUAUUUCUGUUGAGAGCUCUCCUACUGUAAACCUUUUCUCAUUCAUCGUAAAGUGUUAAGUUUUGUUAUGUUUUUGCUGCUUUUUAAAAUGAUUUCAUGCAUGCAUGGUUUGCGUGACCUUGCCUGUGUAUUUGUGUGUGCGUUCGUGUGAGUGUGUGUGUUUGUGUGUCAGGUGUGCGUGUGUGUGUGCAUCCAUGUGUGUGUGUUUCAUGUGUGUGUGUGUGUGUCGUGUGCGUGUGUGUGUGUGUUUGUAUGCGUGCGUGUGUGUACUGAAUGAACUGAUGGAAGACCUCUUGUGCCCACUCAGCCCCUUCUCAUCAGACAGCAAGUCCCAGCUGUAUUUUCUAUACAAUUUGAACACGUCAGGUUUAUUUUCUAAGCUUUCCAUCACAUCAGACGAAGAUUCAAAGGGGCAUCCCAGGCCCAGCCCCCCCCCCCCCCCCCUCCCCCCAUACCAAAAGCCUAAAAACCCUCGUAAGUACACAGAGGCGGGACAAGUGUUGAGUGACAGUUGAUCGACUUGACCUCACCCCAUUUACUCUACCCUAACGAAAGUGCUGGGCUCAUCUUAAACGCUAACGACCUGAGUUGUGCUGGUUGGACGUCCAGAAUCUCGACGUGGCAUCACAGCACAGUGCCUUUCUGCCACUACGCUCCUCAGCAGGUCCUGUGUGGCUCUGAGCUCAUCUAGUUCUCAUGGUUUUCAGCCUCACACAGGCUCCGUCGGAGGAAUCGACUAUUUGAAGUGGAGGCAGUUCCUCCCGGCAAAGAUAGCUGUCACCGCUCACUUUGUCUUCUGAUCACACAAAGCUCUGUGAGUGUUUACAGCCAGAGGCUUUUGAUUUGUAUUGCUUUGUUUUUUUUUUAAAUAAGCCUGCUAAACAAAGGAGAGCACCGCGGGAGACAUGUUCACAGAGCUACUGGUGCUGAUGUGACAGGCACACAUGGCCAUGUGGUUUUAUUCUUAAAAAUAAAUGUUGUCAGAACUCAAAGCAUGUGUUCCUGGGUUACUGAACGAACACCUGUGUGGGACGUUCUUCGUAGAUUGUUAUUUUAGACUUUAUUAAGACGGCUGGGUCUUAAGAAAACGGUCUUUAUGAAAAACGUCACCCAUAUACAAUAGAGGUUUUAAAUGACUUUCUUCGGGAGUUGCAAGGUUGUUUUAAUAUUCUUAAAAAACCGUAUGUUUUCCUUCAAACAGCAUCAACCGACAGCUGAAGCCAUUAUCCCUAAAGCGCCAUAGUGGUGGUUAUGUUUAACCUGCUGUUCUGCACAAAUGUUCAAAAGACUAAAUGAAGCCUUCUUACUCCGAGCUCGUUGUUUCACCUUACAUCUGGAGGGUAAACAUGGAAUCAUCUGGAGACUUCUCUUAUCAGACAUUGGACCGUAAUGCAUCCCCUCUCUGUUUUAGAUGCAUUUAAGGUCUACAUAAAUGGGCUCUGUGAAAGGAUUCAUUGUAGAGUGUUUUUUCUUUUUUUCUUUUUAAAUAAUCUAGGUACAGCAGGAAGUAUAAACUGGUCAUUUAUUUUUCUGAGUCUGUAGUAAAAAAGGUGCAACAAAGUAGGCCUACCUGGAUUGAAACUAAAAUGCUGAAUCAAACCUUAUAUUUUGGCUGUACUCUCCACACUUUACAAGAGAUGUGUAUUUAAAGCAAGGACUCCUUUCUCAUCUUGGUCGUUAAACACGGAGACAUCUUGACCUUGAUAUGAUCCAACAACUGUAAUGAGGUUGGUUUAUUCCACUGUGCUUUUUGAAGCAACUCAGAAACUACUAAGUGUGAUUCUUGGUCUAAGAUGAGUUGUUAAAAACCCAGUGUAUGCAUUACAGGAAAUCAACAUCAAUACACGUUUGAAUGGGAAAUCUAUCGAUAAAACGUUGGUUGUAAAUAAUCCAAGAAUCACAUUUGAUUGUGACAGUUUAGCUGGUUGACAUAAGCUAAUAUAAUGGAGAUUAUGUUACAGUAAUAAUGUGAAACGUUUUGUUUGACCGAAAUCAUGAUGGUAUGAGAUAAUGCUGUACAAAUGUAAUAAUUCAAGCUUACAAUGCAAAGAAAUUGUUUUUCUUCAAUACAAAAUGCCUUUGCUCUGUUUUUCUAGUCUGUGGUUGACUUUAUUAAAUUAUUGUGUGCAGUUAUAUUUGAUGCGUAAUUUAUUUUCUGUAAACGUCAUGUUUUUUUCAAACCAAUAAUACAUAAUUUCCUUGCUACAACCUGGAUUCAAAAAACAAACCAGGAGUAUAUUUUGUGAAUGAGUUCUAAAUAUAAAGAAAUUAUACGACAAA